AUGAAGGGUACUUUCGUAUCCGCGCUUGCGCUGCUAGCCAGCCAGGCCGCCGCUCACAUGGCCAUCACCUACCCGCCGCCUCUGCGAUCCAAGGAGAACCCCUACUCUGGUUAUGAUAUCGACUACAGCAUCACCAGCCCCUUGAGUGCUUCCGGCAGCGACUUCCCCUGCAAGGGCGACUUGAAGCUUCUCGGCACCCCCGAGGCUACCCCCGUCGCCACUUGGCAGGCUGGCCAGACUUACAACAUGACCAUCGCCGGCGGUGCCAACCACAAUGGUGGUAGUUGCCAGGCAGCCCUCUCCUUCGACAGCGGCAAGACCUUCACCGUCAUCCACAGCUACAUCGGCGCUUGUCCCGCCGCUGGCACCUCUUCUCUCAAGUUCACCUUGCCCGCCGAUACCCCUUCUGCAAAGGAUGCCAUCUUCGCCUGGACCUGGUUCAACAACAUCGGUAACCGAGAGUUCUACAUGAACUGUGCUGUCAUCACUAUCACCGGCGGUGGCGCCGGAGGCAGCACUGCCACCUCGUUCAACAGCCGUCCCCAGAUCUUCAAGGCCAAUAUCGCCAACGGCUGCAGCACCGUCGAGGGAUCCGACGUCAUGUUCCCCGACCCCGGUCCGGAUGUUACCAUGGCUGGUACUAAAACCGCUGCUCCUGUCGGCAACUGUGGUGCGGUCGUUGCUCCUAACCCUGGCACCGGUGGCGGUGGCAGCGGCAGCGCUCCCAGCAGCUCUAAGUCCGUCGAAGCUGCCCCGUCUGCCACCCAGGCUCCUCAGUCGAGCACUCUGGCCCCUACCACCACUCGUCCUGCUGGAGGCGCAUCGUCUCUCCCUGGCGGCGUCUUCAUGACAGUCCCGGCCCCCAGCAACGCCUCUGCUGCCUCGUCUGUUCAGCCGACUACCUUCGCUACCGUCAGCCAGCCAGCUGCACCUAGUGACGACUGCACCUCGGAACUUGGGGUUACCGUGAGUGUGCCAGCUGCUUCGUCCGCCACGCCUACCCUCGCACCUUCUCCCAGUGCCGGAUCUGGUGGUGAUGCUGCCGAUGGCUCUAUGACGCCUGGUAAGGCUUGUAACCCCGAGGGUCAGUGGAACUGUGUCUCUGGUACCCAUUUUCAGCGUUGCGCCUCUGGCCAAUGGUCGGUCCUCAUGAGUAUGGCUCCUGGCACCAAGUGCCAGUCUGGCACAACCGAAGUUUUGGUUUGGCAGAAGAAGAGAGCUCACGGUCGCCGAUCGAUCCGCUUCAGACACCACAUCUAA
Molecule: messenger RNA, 1260 nt
Organism: Colletotrichum graminicola M1.001
Lineage: Eukaryota; Fungi; Ascomycota; Sordariomycetes; Glomerellales; Glomerellaceae
Product: extracellular protein
Exons: 3
Coding region: 1-1260 (419 amino acids)
Source: RefSeq, a predicted model, not a curated record